Messenger RNA from Lonchura striata (white-rumped munia), 1719 nucleotides. Lineage: Eukaryota; Metazoa; Chordata; Aves; Passeriformes; Estrildidae. The record is from RefSeq and is a predicted model, not a curated record.
AUGGCCGCGGACGAGCAGGAGGAGGAGGAGGAGGAGGAGGAGGAGGAGGAGGCAGGAAGGCUCCGAGGGCAGCCGGCCCCCCAGACCCUCGGCCUCGCUGGUGCCCAGACCCCCCAGCUCCUUGUGGAGCCCCCCUGGAGGCCGGCAGUGCUGUGGGACCGGGUGACACUGACCUGCCAGGGCUCGGGGACCACCGGUGCCACCACCUGGUACAGGGACAGGAAGCGAUGGGGACAGCAGGGAGGAGACCAAGUCACUGUCACUGAGAGUGGCACCUACAGGUGUCACAGACCUGGCACCGGGCUCAGCUCCCCUGUGACUGUCUCAAAUGACCGGCUGGUGCUGCAGGUGCCGGCGCGGGCGCUGCUGGAGGGGGACACGCUGACACUGCGCUGCCGGGGCUGGAAGAACUACACUGUCACCUCGGUGUCCUUCUACCAUGAGGAGAAGGAACUGGGGUGGUUCCGUGAGCAGACCGAGCUGCCCCUGUCCCCUCUGCAGCUGCACCACAGCGGCCGCUACAGCUGCAAGGGCUGGAUGCGAUACUGGGGUUGGGAGUCAGCACCGGUGACAGUGACAGUGCAGGAGCUCUUCUCGGUGCCGGUGCUGGAGGGUCCCCCCGCGCCCACCGAGGGUUCAACCCUGGCUCUCAGCUGCCUCAGCACCCCCAGCCCCCUGCGGCCCCGAGCCCCCCUCCUGCACGUGUUCUACCGGGACGGGCAGGUGGUGGGGGGCCCGCAGGGGACCCCGCAGCUGCUGCUGCCCAAAGUGGGGGUCUCCCUCUCGGGGAAUUACAGCUGCGAGGUGCGCUCCGAGGGAGGGGCCGUGCGGAAGAGCAGCGCCCGGCUCCGCGUCACGGUGCGCAGGGUCCCGCCCUCGGGGGUGUCCCUGUUGGCGCAGCCCCCCGGGGCACAGGUGGCACUUGGGGACCGCCUGGUGCUGAGCUGCGUGGUGGACAAGGGGACAGGUCCCCUGUCCUUCUCCUGGCACCGGGAGGGCUCGGGGGCACCGCUGGGCACCGGGCCCCGCCUGGAGCUGUGGCACGUUGGGGACAAUGACAGCGGCCAGUACCGGUGCCGGGUCAGCAACGGGGAGAGCGUGGCCGAGAGUGACCCCCUGAAUGUCACCGUGCUGGUGCCCGUGGCCAAUGCCACCAUCACCCCCGGUCCCCUGGCACACCAGGUGCGCGCAGGUGAUCCCGUGACCCUGCGCUGCUCGGUGCAGGUGGGCUCAGCCCCUGUCACCUUCACCUGGCUGCUCAACGGGCAGGAGGUGGCCCGGGGUCCCCUCCUGGAGUUUGAGGACGUCGAGGUGGCACAUUCGGGCACCUACCAGUGCGUGGCCACCAACCAGCUGGGACAGGACGGGCACCGCGUGUUCCAUGCUCUCAGUAUGGAGCUGGCCCUGGAGGUGACAGCGUGGGGACACGGGGACGCAGUGGCCGCGGGGGUCGGCGGCUCCCUCCUGGCCCUGGCGCUGCUCGCGGGAUCCAUCGUGGGCUGGCAGCGGUGCCACCGCCGGGCCCCCAGGACGCCCCGGGACAGGGUCCCCGCGGUGCCCCCCGAGGGGGGGGAGGUGCUCUACACGCGUGUGGUGCCCACGGCCCGGCCGGAGGGGUCCCCAAGUGCCACCCCCGAGGACCCCCAGGUGACGUACGCGGAGCUGCCGGGCCCGCGGUGGCACCCGGGGGACAGCGGGGACUACGAGAACGUGCUGUGA